Opisthocomus hoazin is the source of this 1140-nucleotide messenger RNA. Lineage: Eukaryota; Metazoa; Chordata; Aves; Opisthocomiformes; Opisthocomidae. The record is from RefSeq and is a predicted model, not a curated record.
GAGAAGAUCCUCUUCAUGGCCAGCAAGAAGAAGGUGGAGUUCCUCAAGCAGGUGGCCCACGGCAAGGCGGGGGAGGGGGCCAACGGCGUCCCCGCCAUCACCCUCCUCGUCCGGGAGAAGAACGAGAGCAACAAAGCCAACUUUGAGAAGAUGAUCGAGGCCCUGAAGGCCAGCAAGGGCGGGCGCCGCCUCGGCGUCUUCCCCAAGGACAAGUUCCCCGGCGACUUCAUGAAGAGCUGGAACGACUCCCUCAGCAAGGAGGGCUGGGAGAAGGUGGACAUCAGCGCGGCGGUGGGCUACGCCAUGGCGGGGAAAAAUUUCUCCUCAGAAACCCCUCCGGAAGGCGACAAGAACCACAUGCACUUCGGCGCCAUCACCUGCGCCAUGGGCAUCCGCUACAAGUCCUACUGCUCCAACCUGGUGAGGACGCUGAUGGUGGACCCACCUCAGGAGAUGCAGGACCACUACGCCUUCCUCCUCCAGCUCCAGGAGCAGCUCCUGAAGGAGAUGCGGCACGGGGCGAAGCUGUGCGAUGUCUACGGCGCCGUGAUGGACGUGGUGAAGAAGCAGAGGCCGGAGUUGCUGGGGAAGAUCACCAAGAACUUGGGCUUCGCCAUGGGCAUCGAGUUCCGCGAGGGCUCCUUGGUCAUCAACAGCAAGAACCAGCACCGGCUGAAGAAGGGUGAGCGCUGCCCCAAGAUGGAGGGCCCGGCCACCGUCCUGACCGCGGUCAAGAAGAAGGUGAAGAACGUGGGCAUCUUCCUCAAGGUGAGGGGCCCCGUUUGGGGCAAAAACCGCCGGUUUGGGGCAAAAAUAUGUGAUUUGCUGGGCCGCAGCUCCCGGGCGGCCCUGCUGACCGAGCGGACGCGGAACGAGCUGACGGCGGAGGAGAAGCGCCGCGCCCACCAGAAGGAGUUGGCCACCCAACUCAACGAAGAGGCCCGCCGGCGGCUGACGGAGCAGAAGGGCGAGCAGCAGAUCCAAAAGGCGCGGAAGUCCAACAUCUCCUACAAGAACCCGGCCUUGAUGCCCAAGGAGCCCCACAUCCGGGAGAUGAAGAUCUACAUCGACAAGAAGUACGAGACGGUCAUCAUGCCCGUCUUCGGCAUCGCCACCCCCUUCCACAUCGCCACCAUCAAG